Messenger RNA from Verticillium dahliae VdLs.17, 1011 nucleotides. RefSeq lists its product as uncharacterized. The record is from RefSeq and is a predicted model, not a curated record. Gene Ontology annotation, molecular function: cellulase activity. The transcript is spliced from 3 exons. Lineage: Eukaryota; Fungi; Ascomycota; Sordariomycetes; Glomerellales; Plectosphaerellaceae. The coding region runs from base 1 to 1011 and encodes 336 amino acids. Gene Ontology annotation, biological process: polysaccharide catabolic process.
AUGAUCAACACACUCCUUUUAAGCGGCAGUCUUGCUGCGCUUCUGGGCGUCGCGUCUUCUCAGACCUACGAUGCGACAGUCUGUGGAAAGGAAAGGGUUGGCGAGUUCAAUGAUACUAUCAUGUACUACCCCAAUGCCUGGAAUCCCAAGAGUCCCGAGAACGGUCAUGUCUGCAUGUCCGUUGACGAGAGCGGACCUUCUUUUGACGUUGUCUGGAACUGGCCUGAGAACAUUGAGGAUGUGCACUCGUACCCCUACGUUCGUCUCAACCACGAGAAUCUGCCCACAAAGCUGAGCACCAUUCGCGAGAUGAAGCUCAAGACCGACUGGACCAUGACUCUCGGUAACCCCAGCAGCCCACCCCGUGACUUUAGCACAAGCACCUGGGACGACAACAAGGAGGAGCUUCUCGAGGCUGGCGUCAUCUGCAAUGCUGCUUGGGACUUCUUCUUCGAUGGGGAUCGCAUGAACACGUACAACCCAGUCAACUCGUCAUACGAGGUCAUGAUCUGGCUCGGUAAAAUUGGCUCCGGUGCGCAGCCGCUCGAGGGUGACAGCAUUUUGACGAACAUGACUGUUGGUGACCACGAAUUCUCUCUCUGGUACAACACCAACUCUGGCGGCCGCCAUGUCUUCACUUGGGUCACUCGCGAUGGCAAAGACGUGAACGAGUUUGACGGUGAUGUCGCCCCUCUUCUCGAAUACAUCUUGUCAAACCCUUCCGAUAUCGAAGACUUCCCCUCCGACCCCUGGUUGGGCCUUGUUGAAUUCGGCUCGGAAACAUGGUUUUCUAACGAGAAUGUAACUUUCUCUGCUGCCAACUUUGGAAUGGAGCUCGACGCCGAUGGCUACGAUGGUGCUCGCGAUGACGACAACAGCGGCAGCAGCAACAACAACAACAAUGGCGGCUCCAGCAACGACAAUGACAGCGCCGGCGCGGCCAUCAGCCUUUCAACUCUGACGCUCGUUAUGCCCGCGGCUAUGGCACUGGCGGUUGCGUUUGGUUUCUAA